AUCAUGUUCAAAAUAAGCCAUCUGAUUCUGCUUUAACUGAACUCUGGUGGUUGCAGCAAGUGAUUUGAUGGACAGAGCACGUUUGGUUUUCAUUAGAUUGUCUCGACACUGACCCCCUGCCCCAUCUACAGUAAUGUGAAACCAGCCCUCUGGCAGGCGCACUGUGCGGAAAAGAGCCGAGCAGAGCUGAUGCAGUCUGCACUACUUUCACUACCCGGUCCGCAGGCUGGACUGCGCUGCCGCACACAGCACUACAAACUACCUAAGUAGUAACACACUACCGAGACGUGCAAUGGCCAGGAAGCAGUGUUGACGGGCAUAGAUGGUAAACCUGUGUGUUCUUCGCUGAGGGGAUUAUUUCAGUAUUUUUCCUGGAGGUGUGAUAUCGAAGCCAUGGUGUGCUGUCAGACUCUCACAAGUUUACGAAGAGGCGACUGGGGCUUCGCUCCUCUGCUGGCUGCUGCGCUGCUCAGUCUUCUGUUCGCAGGGAUGCAACAAACCACAGCGUUUCCCUCCUGGAGGUUAGAGGAAGAAGCUCACACCACUGUGUUGCUCAUUGGGAUCCGCAAAGAGGCCCGGUCACAAGUGCUUCACCUCUCCAGGAAUAAGCGUUACACCCUCACCCCGGAGCAGCUCAAAUGGGACAAGUUUAAGCUAACAUACAAGUUGCUUUCCUUCCCAACAAACUUGAUGAAUGCCAGCGACACACGUCGAGGCAUCGCCAAGGCUUUUGGCAUGUGGAGCGACGUCUCGCCGUUCAGCUUCAGAGAGGUGCCAGCUGACCAAGAAGCAGACAUUAAGAUCGGCUUCUACCCCGUCAACCACACAGACUGUCUGCAGUCUCACUUGCACCAUUGUUUCGACGGCAUCACAGGAGAAUUGGCUCAUGCAUUCUUCCCACCAACAGGCGAGAUCCACUUUGAUGACCAUGAAUACUGGAUUCUUGGAAACAUGCGCUUCAGCUGGAAGAAAGGGGUCUGGCUGACGGAUCUUGUCCACGUGGCAACUCAUGAAAUUGGCCAUGUCCUUGGACUCAUGCACUCAAUGGACCCCAAAGCUAUAAUGCACCUGAAUGCAACUUUGACAGGGCGCAAGCUUAUCACACAGGAUGAGGUGUGGGGUUUACACCGUCUGUACGGAUGUUUGGACCGGUUAUUUAUCUGUCCAGCCUGGGCUCGGAAAGGCUAUUGCGACAGCAAGCGCAAGCUGAUGCAGAAGCACUGCCCCUCCAGCUGUGAUUUCUGUUACGAAUUCCCUUUCCCCACUGUGGCUCCCACACCGACCCCCCCGAGGACCAAACACAAGCUGGUCGUCGAAGGCAAGAAGCUGACUUUUCGUUGUGGGAAGAAAAUAGCAUCAAAGAAAGGCAAAGUAUACUGGUACAAAGACGGGGAGCUGCUGGAGUACUCUCACCCGAACUACAUCUCCCUGAAAGACGACCACAUCACCAUAGUGGCCAACGCCAUCAACGAAGGCACAUACACCUGCAUCGUGAAGAAAAAAGACAAAGUUCUCACUAACUACUCGUGGAGGGUACGUGUGCGCUUCUGAAGGCCACGCUGUCUCCUCUGCACACUGAACAGGACACAUCCACACACACGGUCACCACGAGACCUCAUUCACUAGGGCACAUAUUUCAGUUUUUUUUUUUUAAAGAUGUCUUUCCUGUUUUCUUCCACACACAACUGUCUCAUCGUCGAUUGUCGUGUAAAUGUGUUUUCAUAUGUGCAAAUAAUAAAUGUUCCGUGACAAGUA
This is a messenger RNA of Lates calcarifer (barramundi perch), 1755 nucleotides long. RefSeq names its product matrix metallopeptidase 23ba (gene mmp23ba). Gene Ontology annotation, molecular function: metalloendopeptidase activity; zinc ion binding. The transcript is spliced from 8 exons. Gene Ontology annotation, biological process: collagen catabolic process; extracellular matrix organization; proteolysis. Gene Ontology annotation, cellular component: extracellular matrix. The coding region runs from base 394 to 1551 and encodes 385 amino acids. Lineage: Eukaryota; Metazoa; Chordata; Actinopteri; Centropomidae. The record is from RefSeq and is a predicted model, not a curated record.